This is a messenger RNA of Phlebotomus papatasi, 5752 nucleotides long. It is a transcript of the gene Tmep, whose product is annotated as transmembrane protein 184B. The record is from RefSeq and is a predicted model, not a curated record. Gene Ontology annotation, biological process: transport. Bases 581 to 1768 code for a protein of 395 amino acids. The transcript is spliced from 8 exons. Gene Ontology annotation, molecular function: transporter activity. Lineage: Eukaryota; Metazoa; Arthropoda; Insecta; Diptera; Psychodidae.
UGAAAAUUGUCAGUUGGAUUGAGAAAAUUGCGAAUGUCAGACAUCUUUUUUCCACGGGAAUUUUCGUCGUGAGAAAUUGAUCAAGACAGUCGAAGAGUGUGGACAAUGAAAAGUUUGUGAAAUUGUUCAAUCAACCAAAAGUGUCCAGUGCCACAAAAAAAUCAGUGUAGAGUGGUGUUUGAGGGCCAGAAAAGAGCCAGCUCAAGAGUGUGGUGAAUGUGGAGCAUCUGGUGCUUUUUCUCAUUCCAUAUUUCCAGCCAAAAAAAGCCCCUUUUUGCCAUCUUCUGCCCAAUCAUGUGGAUUUUAGGGCGAUAGUUUAGUGAUUUUGCACCCAGACCAAGUGACUUUUACCCUUGUUUUUAACUCCUUCCGACAAGAGUGGCUCCAACAGACAUCUGGAGAGCGCCCCCCACAAAAGUGCGUCUCUCUGAAGUGAAGUGCGAGGAGGACAAAAAAAGCGCAGAAACGGCACAAUCUCAAGGCGGAUUACUCAACCACUCUCCGUCUCUGUUCCUCUCACCUGGACAACGCACAAGAGACUUUCUGUGUGCUACAAUUAAUUUAUUUUUUCGCUUAAAGAAUGAGUUCGACAGCAGCACCAUCUGUUGAUGCCACCGAUAGCAUUCUAAACGUUUCAUCCAGCCGGACAAGUCACUUUGUGACCCGCGUUGCUGCUGAAUCUUCAGUGCCAGCUGCAAUGGCCAUGGAUCCACUGAGUCAUGUUGGUGAUGGUAUCUUCCUGCAGACUAAGACAGCUCAGGGAAUUGCUGGCGCCUUCGUGUGGGUGGCUCUCUUUCUCACGUGUCAACAGAUCUACCAACACCUGCGAUGGUAUACAAAUCCGCAGGAACAACGCUGGAUUGUGAGGAUUCUCUUUAUUGUUCCGAUUUAUGCAACAUACUCCUGGAUAAGUUUACUGUUCUUCAAUUCGGAGAGUGUUUAUGUUUACUUCUUCACAGUCCGCGACUGCUAUGAAGCUUUUGUCAUCUACAAUUUCCUUUCGCUAUGCUACGAAUAUUUGGGCGGUGAGGGAAAUAUCAUGUCAGAAAUUCGCGGGAAACCAAUAAAGUCAUCAUGCCUCUAUGGAACUUGCUGUUUAAAUGGAAAAACAUACACCAUUGGAUUUUUGCGCUUCUGCAAACAAGCAACACUUCAAUUUUGCCUCGUGAAGCCCCUCAUGGCAUUUAUAAUUAUCUUUCUACAGGCAUUUGGACACUAUCACGAUGGCGACUGGAGUGCUGAUGGUGGUUACAUUUACAUCACAAUCAUCUACAAUAUCUCUGUGUCACUGGCUCUCUAUGGCUUGUACUUGUUCUACUUUGCUACGAGGGAUCUGCUGACACCCUUUGAGCCCGUGCUCAAGUUUUGCACCAUCAAAUCCGUGAUUUUCCUGUCGUUCUGGCAGGGUGUGGGUUUGGCCAUUCUCGAGAAGGCCGAAGUUAUUUCGCCAAUUGUUGAUAGUGAUGGAGCCACAACGUCCGCUGGUACUGUCUCAGCGGGCUAUCAGAAUUUCUUCAUCUGCCUUGAAAUGCUUUUUGCUGCCGUGGCUCUUCGUUACGCAUUUCCCUACCAGGUUUAUGCUCAGGGAUGCAUGACAGAUUCUCAUGGAAGAUCCGUCACCAUGCAAUCCAUCUCUAGCAGUCUCAAGGAAACUAUGAAUCCCAAGGAUAUUAUGACGGAUGCCAUUCACAAUUUCCAUCCUCAGUAUCAGCAGUACACUCAAUACAGUUCAGAAGUAACAACGACGCAACGCUACGAGAAGCUGUAAAAAGUCCUAUUCACAAACACACAUUUUUCUAUAAUAAUGCAACAAAAGUUCUUCUCAACUUCUUUUUACAAAAAAAAAAAAAAACAAACAAACAAACUGAUAAUGAUACAAAGUCACAUAAAACACUCUUUUUGUGUUUUUUUCUCUAUUACCUGAAUUUCUACUAUUGACGAUGUUUUAAUGUGAAAAAAGAAAACAAGUUAGCAACAAAAUUUAAUUGUAUUAUUAUUAUCUUAUUUUUUUUUGUUUGAGUUUAGCGAUGUAUUUUUUUUAAUUUUGUAUCUUUCAAUUGUAUUUUUUUGACAUUCUUUGAUGUAUAAAACGCGGUAUUUUUUUUAUGUAUUUGUAUUAUUUUGAAAAUUAAUUUAUCUUGAGAGAAAGAGUGAGUACAGAAUGGUUAAAUUGGUUAAAUUGAUCGAUCAAGUUAAAAGCACAGGGUUCGAUUUACUCAAUUAUUUGCCAAAUGUUACUUUGCUUUGUAAAAAGGUUACGAAUAUCUGCUUAUUGAAAAAGUUUCUUUAAAUCAAUGAUAUGGUCGAAUGAAUACCUCUUCGACAGGGAACCAACCCCUAUUGACACUUUUGUGAAAAUGUUGAAAUUUAUUUAAUGCAUCUAAUAAAAUUUAAGUAAUAUGGCGUUUUAUCAUUAAUCUACGUUUUUCGAUAAGGAUAAGGGUUCGAAUUUCGUAUUCGAAAUGGUACAGACUAGGGUAUCAAUAGGUCCUGACACGAGUUCUUAGUGUCAAUAAGUGUUCCUUUCACCCUAUUUCAAAAAAUCUUAUUGGAUUCUUUUUGAAAUGGUCUUCAUUUGUAAUUACCUUGACCAGAAAAUUGAGAGUUUCUUAAUUAUGAAACAUCUAACUAUUCACAGCAAGUUUUGAAUGAAUUUUCAGUCUGAUGGGAUGUAUCAGAUACUGGACGGAAAAAUAGACUUCUCUUGAUUUUUACUCUUUAAUUCUUCACGACGUUUCAAGGAUGUCUGUACUCUUCAUCAGGUCUACAAAAAAUGUUUCUUUAAAAAUGCUUUUUAGACCUGAUGAAACGGAUACCCAUCCUCAAAAUCUCGUGAAGAAUUAAAAAGUAAAAAUCACGACAGGUCUCUUUUUCCAACCACUAUUUCCCACCUAAUUAGCACAAAACAUUUAACCCAUUAAAAUCUUCAAAACAAAAUACUGAUACUUCUUUAUGGCAUCUUGAGCUUUUUUAUAGUUCAACUGUCACAAUAAAAUCUUUGUUUUUUGUUUCUUUCUUCAAUGCGAAAAUUGCAAAAACAAAACAACAGAGUAUUGAGCCACUUUGGGCGUGAAAAGCAUGUUUUGCCAUAAGAAUUUUUUUAUUAUGCCAUCAAUGCUCCAGUAAAAAUGUUUGAAGUUGUGGCUAAUCAGAAGGCUCGAUUCAUGUUUACUCACUUCAGAGAACUAUAAACUAUAAAAGCUUCUAAUGGACAAUUGUCAUAAUAUGCUAUAAAAACAACAUGCUAUAAAAAGGCUUCAAUAAUGUGAUAUACUAAAACACUUGUUCGGCCUAAACAUUUUACUUUGCUCGAACUCAAAGAGAGAGCAGUUAUAUAAUAGUCUUUUUUUCAACUUGUUACUGUUCUGAAGCUUAAACGGUAAGAGAUAUCGACUUCCGGUCAUCGAUGACCCCCAAUAAAAAACAAAAUCUCGACGUUUUUUUCUCUCCCCACCCGCCCUCUGUCCCCUCCAAAACCAUGUUUUUUCGGUUUUUCUCAAAAUUGGCCCAAGCUUUUUCAAUGAUUUUCAGAUAUGUCUUAGAGCUAGUCCAGGUGAACAUUUCGUCCAAGCAUACCUAUGACCGGAAAAUUCGCCAUUUUAAAUUAUUGAAGGUCAAUAGUCAACUAUUUUGGAGGGCUUAUUUUUCAACCGAUUUGGUUAAAUUUGGAUUUUUUGGAAAGGUAUUGAAAUUAUGAACCCGGCUGUAUCGGUCUUCAUCGGUAAUGAACCGGUUAAGUACCGAUUUAGAAUAAUUUUUCUCGGAAAAUUUUUUUACUUGACCUUAAAUUUGUUCUCGAUCUAGAGGUCAAACGGUAAGAGAUAUCGACUUCCGGUCUUCGACGACCCCCAAUAAAAAAAUAAUCUCUAGACGUUUUUCCCCUAUUCCCCACCUCUCCCCUAAAAACCAUAUUUUUUCGGUUUUUAUAACAAUUGGCCCAAGCUUUUUCAAUGAUUUUCGGAUAUGUUUUAGAGAUAGUCCAGGUGAAAAUUUCGCCCAACAUACCUAUGACCGGAAAAUUCGCCAUUUUGAAUUAUUGUAGGUCAAAGGUCAACUACUUUGGAGGGCUUAUUUUUCAACCGAUUUGGUUAAAUUUGGAUUUUUUUUGACAAGGGUUUUCCCGUUUCUCGGGUUUCACGAUGCAGAAAUUAUGUUUCUCGAUUUUGGAGAUGCAAUUCUUGGGUUUUUUGAACAAUCUACAAGGGUUUAUCAAUAUGAGUUACAUCUUGUAGUCAUUUUUCAUUCAAAGCUCUGGCACACUGGAGAACGCAAUUGAGCCAAAUUCUUUUUCUGAGGUUGAAUUUUUAAUCACAUCUGAAUAGUGAUUUUUUUUUCAAAUUGAAGAAAUAGUCACAAAAAGGCCUAUAAGAAUUUUAACUGAGAAUUUCAAUCCUAUCGCUAUUCAGUAAUGUAUUAAAUAUAAACAUUUUAUUGGACAUAAACUUUUCGGAACAUUGAUAGUUACUUGGAUUACCGCCAGUUGCGCUAAUAUCACAUAUUCAGUUCGUUAAGAAUUCAAAUAUUGCCAGUUUUUGGAAAAGUUAACGUUUUACAAAACUUUGCAAAAAGGUCGAUCAAUCCUUAGGUUUAAACCUUUUGGAACAUUGAUAGUUAGGCGGAUUACCGCCAAUGGCGCUUAGAUCACCUAUUCGCUUCGUUCGGCAUUAAAAUAUUAACAGUUCAUGGAUAAAAUAACAUUUGACAAAGCAUUGCAAAAAGCUAGAUCAAUUUGUACCAUUCUGUAUAUUCGCUCUUUAAUCUCAAUUUUUGCUUAAAAACAUUUUAAAAAACGCUUUUGUGAUACAGAGAAAUAAUAUUUUAGAAAAGAAAAAUAAAUCAUUAACGAUGUAAUACUUUUAUUAUGAAUAAAAUGUAGUUGAAAACAUAACAAAGGGAUGAUUAAAAAAAUUGCACUUGCCGUGAUGUAGUAAAAAUUAAUAUUUAAAAAAUAAACAAAUAAUUUUAUUCUAUUUUUUUUAAUUUGAAAAGAAUUGCAAUAUCUUUUGCAUUGUAUUUUUUUAAAUUUUGCGUGCAAGUGAAUUAGUAUUAAUGCUUGCAGAAGUGCAAGUGAAUUAAAAUAAAAUCAACAAUUAAAAUAUUUCUGCAUGUUUCUCUUCAGUUUCAAUUUCUCUUUUCUUAUUGCAAAAAAUAAAAAAACAAAGCUCAAGCUGAAGUAAAAGAUUAAUAAUGUCAGCAAGAUAUUUUCAAAUGCAAGAGAGGUUGUAAAUUAUUGAGGAAAAAGGGAGAAGAAGGAAAGAAGAGCGUGAAAAGUGCACUUUCCAUUUUUUUUUAAUUUUUUAAAUAUUUUCUGUAAAUAGCAAAACCCUAUUAUGUAUGUUCUUUUUCUAUAUAUAGAAAUAUAUAGCUGGAGAAAAGAAAGAUAAAAUACUUAAAAAAAAAGAAUUAGUAUUAAAAGUGUUUUAAAAAAAAUAAAAUGCUACUUUUUUGCAUGAUUUUCCUAAUAUUUUAAUUUUAAUCAAGUUUAAUAUAUACUUUUAAAAAAAUAUUUGAUAUUCAUUUAAUGUAAAAUCGUGAUUUUUUUAAUUGUGAGAUGAAUGAUUAGUUCAUUGACGUAGUGAUGAGCAAUAAAAUUCAUUGUACUUAUAUUUUGUUUCAUGGAAGAAUGGGGGAAUUAAAAGAAAAAGAAAAAAAAGACCCAAAAGAAUUCUUUAUGUGUAAUUUUUUAGAUGAUAGCUGUCUUAAAUUAUCUCAUAAUAUAUUUUUUUUAAAUAAAUAAAUUUAAGAAUCCCCA